AUCUAAGUUCAUAGUUAUACUUUCGUACUUUCUGUGUACUCGAUAGUUAUAAACAUGUUUUUUGUCAUUUGAUUUUCGACUAUACGAUAAUUGGAAAUUUUCACCAUGUCUGACCUCAAAGGAAGUACUAAACAUUUUUCGGAUUUUUAUUUGAAAACGUUGUCGUCCAGUCUUAAGGAACGAAAAGUUGUAUUUAAAAAUGCUACUAAUGCAGUUAAAUCUAAUAUUACAAAUGAUGUUUGGGUUAGCAUAAGUAAUGCUUUAAUAAUUGUCUUAAGUCGAUAUCAAGACCUAAAAUCACAAUCAUACGUCAAAGAAUUUGUUAAAGUUCUGAUGGUGUCUAAACCAGAAGCUUGCCUAGUUAAUUUGACUCCAAUAUUGGCUGAAUACAUUAAUAAUUAUCCUCAUUUCAAUAUUUCGGAUAAUUUAGCUAAAACAGCUUUCUUCAUAUUACAAGUUAUAAGUAUUAUUUUUAAAGCAUCAUUCAAAGAUUAUAAAAAUUCACAUAUAAACGAAUUGAAACAUCUUAUUGAAUUACAAGCAAUACUAAUAAAUGCAAUAGCAAUAUCAAAAAAUAAACAUUUAUGUGAAAAGUCAUUUAAUGUUAUGAAUGAUAUUUGGACAAAUGAAAAUGAUACAUUAAAAUAUUGUGGAGAAUACUUAAAAGAAUUAAAUUCAAAAUCUUACUUAUUGGUUAUUGAAUCUUAUUUGCUUAAAUCAAUGUCGUCUAUUGAUUCGGAUCUUGCCAAUCAAUAUAAGGAAACAUUUUUGGAAGUGUUCAUUAAAGAAGCAAUAGCUUGCAAAACACGACCAGAGCAAGAAUUGAUCAGGCAAUGUUCUUUUACAGUGAAAUUAGUUACAUAUGAUGUAUUCAAGUCAAAACUUUUGCCUCCUAUUUUAAAAUCUAUGCUUCGUAAUCCUGAAGUGAUAUUAGAAUGUAUUGCUACAGUUAUUUCCAAUGUAUCCUUAGAUUUAAGUGCUAAUGCUAUUGAAAUUACUAAAGGAUUUUCUGCUAAUCUUUAUUCUCAAAAUGAAAGAGCUAGAAUUGAAUCUGCCGAUUUAUGUAAACAACUAGUUCUUAAAUGUUGCGAUUCAACUGUAGUUUCUAAUAUAUUGAAUAUUUUAUUCAAUAUUUAUCAUGGUUCUGAAGGAAAAUUGAGCACAUCAGAACAAAAAAUUAAUAUUCUACAAGCCAUAGGAAAUUGUAGUUUUAAUGCUAUCACUAAUGAUGAUAACUCUCAAAAAGUAGCUGAGUUAGUUGUAGAUCAAUUCAUUAAAGUGUUGGAUAAUGAAUUGCAUGAAAAAACAUUGGUACAUGCUAUCCAAAUGUUAUCAUUAUGGAGCUCAAAUUUUAAAAAAAGUAUACCAAAAGCAUUACUUUUAUGGUUUGUUAAAGGAUAUGAUAAAAAAUCCUCAGUUUUAUCUGUGAAGUUAGCUUAUAUAGACUGUAUGACACAUAUUUUCAAAAAUGAAUACUCAAAGUAUGCAGUUGGUAUUAUACCACUAUUGGUGAAAUGUGUUGAAAAAUAUUCUCAAUCAUCCCCACUACCAGUAGUGACUGAAACAUUAUAUGCUACCUAUUUAUUACUUAAAAUCAUAGAAGAAAAUCCAAAACUAAACAAUGAAGUUGAAUUUUCAAAAUUUUGGAAUUUGGUCCUUAAUCCAGAUAAAGCAUUAUUUUUAAAUGAAAAAUUUUUAUUUCAAUUCACUGAUGCUGCAUUAAACAGAGUAUGCAUGUUCAGUUUACUUGUAUUAAACAUGAAAUUUGAUCAAAUUAAUGGUCCAAUUGAACCAUUUUUAAGAUCAAUAAUUGUUAGCCUUUUAUCUAUUAAAUCAUCAAUGCGUAUUCAAUGCAAGAAAAAUGUUUUAAAAGCUUUAACAUUACCUGGUGGUUCUAAAUUGACUGCUUCAUUGUUGAAUGAAAUUACACAUUUUUUGGAAAGCAAUAAUGAUUUAGAAAUUGCUCCUAAACAUUUAGUGGAAACUAUUUUAAUCUUAUGUCAAAAUAAUAAUCUUGGAGAAGACGAACAAAAAAUCUUAGCAUAUGAAUCAUUGAAACCUUCACACCAUCCUUUAAUUGAGUCCUAUGCUCCAAAUUUAUGGCUCACAAUAUUGAAUCGUUUUCAAUUGAAACCAUCAAUUUUCAUCAGAUCAUAUGAAAAAAAACUGAUAAAACUUCUUAUUGAAGAUUAUAUACCUACUCGUUGUAUGGAGAAUGUAUUAAGUACUGUAACAAGAAUGAACGGGGAUACACUUAUUCCUGCAGUUAUUAACAAAAUUCGAUCACAGUUAGAAGAAAAUGAUAGAUAUAUAUAUAUAACUGAAAUGGAAUAUGAAAUUUAUUUGUACCCUGAAGGAGAAUUGUUCAACAAAUCAGUUUUAGCAGAUAAAGAAAAUGAAAAUACCAUUAAUAUUAAAAACAUGAAAAGAGAAAGUAAAGCAUAUUCAUAUAAAGAACAACAAGAAGAAAUAAUAUUAAGAAAAGAAAUUGAAGCUAAAAAAAUUAAAGAAGGAAAACUUAAAAAGCCAGAACUUUCAAUUAAACAAAAAGAAGCUAUGGAUAUUGAGUUAGAAAAAGAAUUAAAAAUAAGAAACAAAUUGAAAAAUAUGAGUGAUGAAAUAUUGACUUUGGUAUCUAUGAUGAGAGGAAUUAUUGCUGGAAAUUCUCUUUUAGUUUCUCAGUCAUUAAGAUAUUUAAUCCCAGGAAUUAUUUAUAAUUUCCAAUCUAUUAUAGCUGCACCACUUUUAAAAGAUGUAUUUAUAGACUUAGCAUUUUGUGCAUUUAAUGCUGAUGAAACAAAAAAAACAAAAAGUUCAUCCAAAGUUAAAAAUGGUCGCAUUAAGUUAUCAAAUUCUUCUAUUAAAGCUAUUGCUCACUAUACUCUCAGAAAAUUAAAGCCAAAAUGUAUAUUAGAUGAUGCUUGGCUAAAAGAAGAUAUUGAUAAAGCAACAAUGAGGAUAGUAUAUUUAUUCUGUGAUUUAACAAAAAAUGAACAAGAAUUUACAUCGCCAGCAUUUUGUUAUUCCUUCACAUUAAUCAGGGCUGUUAUGUUAGAUUUACCGUUUAAUCAUCAAUUGGUCAAUGAUUGUUUAUUAUUAAUUAAAAAUCAAGCCACUGUUCGUCCUAAAGCUACUUCAAAAGCAAAAAGCAGUUCAGAUCUUCAGCGACCUAAAUUUCUACCUCGUAUAGAAAUGUUUCAGCUUUUGUCUGAAAUUAUUAGUCGUACAUCAUCCAAUCUUCAAGAUACAGCUGUUUCAGCAUUUUUAUCAGUUGCUGAUAGUUGUUGUACUGAUGAAAAAUGUGAUCCAGCUAGUCGUGAUGAAAUUGUAUGUUUAUUAUCAGCACUUCAAAAUCCAUCUCGAAACGUAAGGCAUACAGCAAUAAGAGCUUUACAAAAAGUAGCAGAUGCUUUUCCAACGGCAAAAAAAGAUAAUCAAAUUAUACUUAAAAUUACAAAAAGAAUAUGGAUUACUAAAUUUGAUGUUUAUGAAGAAAAUAGAGAUUUAGCAAAUAAACUGUGGGAAUCUUCAAAAUUAGAAAUAAAAAUGAAUGGACUUCUAGAAAAUUUAUUGGAAGAUGUUGUUCAUCCAGUGGCUGAUGUACAAAAAGCUGUAUCUAUUGCUCUGUUUUCACUUUUGAAAGACUCUCCUAUAAAUUCCACAAAUAUUGCAUUAAAAAAAUUACUUUUAAUGUACAACAGUAACAUAAUGAAACCAGAAGAUAAUAUAGAACUAGAUGAUUGGCAAGGUCGAGUUGGUGUAGCCAUGGCAUUAGAACAAUUAUCAUUAUUAUUAAGUGAUGAUAUGGUUAUACAAUUAGUAAAUUUUUUUGUUUCUAUAAGUUUGAAUGAUAGAAAUGAUGUUGUAAGGAAAUAUAUGCUUAAAGCAGCAGUAUCUGUUGUAAAUUUACAUGGCAAAAAUAAUGUUGACCGUUUGAUGAAUAUUUUUGAGAAAUUUCUUAAAAAAGCUACUUCUUCUGAAAGUUUUGAUAAUGUUCGGUUAGGUGUUGUUGUAUGUAUGGGAAGUUUAGCUAGACAUUUGGAUUCAGAUGAUUCAAAAUUAAAACCUAUAACUAAUAGAUUACUUGAAGCAUUAUCUACACCAUCUCAAGAAGUACAAGAGGCUGUUGCUAAUUGCUUAUCACCUCUUAUGCCAUUAGUGAAAGAUGAUGCUUCAGCUAUAUUAAAAAAGCUUCUCAGUCGUCUUUUCAAUUCAGCAUCAUUUGGAGAACGCAAAGGUGCUGCACAUGGAAUUGCUGGUGUUAUUAAAGGUCUUGGUAUUCUAAGUUUGAAACAAUAUGAUAUUAUGAGUACUUUAACUGAAGCUAUUCAAGAUAAAAAAAAUUAUAAAAAACGUGAAGGUGCAUUAUUCGCAUUUGAAAUGUUGUGUUCCACAUUAGGCCGUUUAUUUGAACCAUAUAUUGUUCAUGUCUUACCACAUCUAUUAUCAUGUUUUGGUGACAAUAGUGAAUAUGUAAGAACAGCUACUUAUGACUGUUCAAAAGCAAUAAUGAGUAAAUUGUCAGCUCAUGGUGUAAAACUAAUUUUACCAUCAUUAUUAAAUGCACUGGAAGGAGAUUCAUGGAGAACAAAAACUGGCUCGGUGGAGUUAUUGGGGGCAAUGGCUUACUGUGCUCCUAAACAAUUAUCAUCCUGUUUACCUAGUAUUGUACCAAAAUUAAUAGAGGUUUUAAGUGACUCGCAUAUUAGUGUUCAAGAAGCUGGAGCUCAAGCUUUAAAGGUUAUUGGAUCAGUAAUAAGAAAUCCUGAAAUUCAAGCUAUUGUACCAGUUCUUCUUGAAGCUCUUCAAAAUCCAUCAAAUAAGACUGCUCCCUGUUUACAAAUUUUGUUAAACACUAAAUUUGUUCAUUUCAUUGAUGCUCCAUCUUUAGCUUUAAUUAUGCCAGUAGUACAACGAGCAUUUAUAGAUCGUUCUACCGAAACUAGAAAAAUGGCUGCUCAAAUUAUUGGCAACAUGUAUUCACUAACUGAUCAAAAGGAUUUAACACCAUAUUUGCCAAAUAUUAUCCCUGGAUUGAAAAAUUCAUUGUUAGAUCCUGUGCCAGAAGUCCGUACAGUAUCUGCUCGUGCUCUUGGAGCCAUGGUUCGUGGAAUGGGAGAAACAAGUUUCCAGGAUUUGUUACCAUGGUUAAUGCAAACUCUUACAUCAGAAGCCAGUUCAGUUGAUAGAUCAGGUGCUGCUCAAGGUUUGAGUGAAGUUGUUGGUGGACUUGGAGUAAGCAAACUGCAUAGUUUAAUGCCAGAAAUUAUUGCUACUGCAGAGCGUACAGAUAUAGCUCCUCAAGUAAAAGAUGGUUAUAUUAUGAUGUUUAUAUAUAUGCCUGGUGUAUUUAAUGAUGAUUUUAUUCCUUACAUAAAUCAAAUUAUUACACCUAUUUUAAAAGCUUUAGCAGAUGAAAAUGAAUUUGUUCGUGAAACAGCCUUAAAGGCAGGACAACGAAUAGUAAAUAUGUAUGCUGAAUCUGCUAUUCAGUUACUUUUACCUGAACUUGAACGUGGUUUGUUUGAUGACAAUUGGCGUAUUAGAUUUAGUUCAGUUCAAUUACUUGGUGAUUUAUUAUAUCGUAUAUCUGGUGUAUCAGGUAAAAUGAGUACUGAAACUGCUAGUGAUGAUGAUAAUUUUGGAACAGAACAUUCUCAUAAGGCUAUAAUUGGUACCUUAGGAGCUGAGAGACGAAACCGUGUAUUAGCUGGCUUAUAUAUGGGCCGUUCUGAUGUUGCAUUAAUGGUACGUCAAGCGGCAUUACAUGUGUGGAAAGUAGUUGUUACAAAUACUCCACGUACUUUAAGAGAAAUAUUGCCAACAUUAUUUACACUGUUAUUGGGAUGCUUGGCUAGUACUAGUUUUGAUAAAAGACAAGUUGCUGCAAGAACUCUUGGGGAUCUAGUAAGAAAACUUGGAGAACGAGUACUUCCAGAUAUAAUUCCAAUUUUAGAAAAAGGUCUUGAGUCUGAACAAGCUGAUCAACGACAAGGAGUUUGUAUUGGUUUAUCAGAAAUCAUGGCAUCUACUAGUAGAGAUAUGGUAUUAACCUUUGUAGAUAGCUUAGUGCCAACAGUCAGUCGAGCAUUAGCUGACCCUUUACCAUCUGUAAGACAAGCUGCCGCUAAAACAUUUGAUAGUCUACAUUCAACUGUUGGACAUCGUGCAUUAGAUGACAUUUUACCGGCCAUGUUAAAUAAUUUGAACAAUCCUGAUGCAGAAAUUGCUGAAAGAACUUUAGAUGGAUUACGCCAAGUUAUGGCAGUUAAAUCUAGAGUAGUUCUACCCUAUUUAAUACCUCAGUUGACUCAACCACCUAUUAAUACAAAAGCUUUAUCAAUAUUAGCUUCUGUUGCUGGUGAAGCUCUUAAUAAGUAUUUACAUAAAAUAUUACCUGCCUUAUUAACAGCUUUAUCCAAAACUGAAUCUGCAGCUGAGGAAUUAGUGUACUGUCAAGCUGUUGUCUUAGCAGUUUGUGAUGAUGCUGGAACAAUGGUUGAUUUAUUAUUAGAUGCCACACAAGCAGAAAAUAUUUCUCAAAAACAAUCAGCAUUACAGUUAUUAGCUGCAUUUUGCACAUAUACAAAGGCAGACUAUAGUUCAUAUGUUCCAAAACUUUUACAUGGAAUUAUUUAUCAAUUUAAAGAUCAAGAUGAAAAAAAUUUACAAUUAGCCUGGGAAGCUUUAAAUGCAGUUUGCAAAUCUGUAGAUACAAAGCAAAGUAACCAUUUAGUAUUUGAAAUACGUCAAGCUAUUAAAUUUGUAAUGAGUGAUUUUAAGCAUUUAGAAUAUCUUCCAGGAUUCUGCAUUCCAAAAGGAGCUGAUCCAUUUGUUCCUAUCUUUAGGGAAGCAAUUCUUAAUGGCAGUCCUGAAAUUAAAGAGCAAGCAGCUCAAGGUUGGGGAGAAGUGGUUAAAGUAGCUGCAAAGGAAGGAUUAACAUCUCCUGUGCUUAAUAUGACUGGACCCCUUAUUCGUAUUUUAAACGAACGUUAUACAUGGAAUAUAAAGUCUGCAAUUUUAGAGACCGUUGCAUUACUACUAGCCAAAGCUGGUAAUAAUUUAAAGCAAUUUUUACCUCAGUUGCAAACAACAUUUUUGAAAGCAUUACAAGACCCAAACAGACAAGUUAGGCUCAAAGCAGCUAAUGCUCUUGGCCAUCUUAUUGUAGUUCAUUCUCGCACAGAAACUAUUUUUGUUGACCUACAUUCAGGAGUAAAAAAUUCAGAAGAUAUAACCAUAAAAGAAACAAUGCUUCAAGCAUUACGUGGAGUUAUUUCUCCUGCUGGUGAUAAAAUGUCAGAUCAAGUUCGAAGAACUGUCUUUAUGACUUUAAGAGAAGGACUUGGAAACCCAGAAGAUACUAUUAGAAGUGGUACUGCUGGUUGUCUUGGUGCUUUAUGUAGAUGGUUAUCUCCUGAACAAUUAAAUGUUGCUUUGAAUGAUCAUAUUUUAAUAGACGAUCCUUCAAUAGAUCCAAUAUUAAGACAUGGUAGAAGUUCAGCAUUGUUUGUUGCUCUUAAAGAAUCCCCAGAUACAGUAUUUAGUUCAGUAUAUAGUGAUAAAGUCAUCAAAACAAUUUUAUGCCACUUACAAGCUGAUAAGAUUUCUAUUGUAAUGAAUGGAGUUCGAAGUUGCGGGUAUUUAUUUUCACAUUUAAUGAAUAUUGGUAUUACGAUUCCUCCUCAACUUUUAAGUCCAUUUAUAAGAAUGAUGAAUCAAUCCAGUAAUGAAGUUAAGCAAUUAGUUGCUCAUAUCUGUUCAUAUUUAGGGAAAUCUGGUGUUACUUUAUCCCCAGAAUUCUUAAAAUCCACCAUUCCAAUGUUAGUAAAUGGCACUAAAGAAAAGAAUUGUUAUGUCAAAUCAAAUAGUGAAAUUGCGCUUGUUACUGUUCUUAAGUUGCAACAGGGCGAUACAACUUUACAACCUGGACCUGAAAUGGAGGCUUGUUUAAAUCUAUUGGACACAGGUGCUCGUGAGGCAUUAAAUGAUGUUAUAAAUAAAGUAUUACGUAAAGUUUCAAUUCAAAUGGACACCAAAGUUGAAGAGUUAGAUGAUACAUUAAUUGUUUAAAAUUGUAUUUUAAUUCAAUGUGUGUUCAUUGUAUAUUUUUUUUUUUUUCAAAGUAAUAAUCUGUGUGUCAAAGUAAUUAGAAUUAUAACUAAGUUAAACAUCAA
Molecule: messenger RNA, 8177 nt
Organism: Sipha flava (yellow sugarcane aphid)
Lineage: Eukaryota; Metazoa; Arthropoda; Insecta; Hemiptera; Aphididae
Gene: l(3)80Fj
Product: eIF-2-alpha kinase activator GCN1
Exons: 36
Coding region: 106-8073 (2655 amino acids)
Biological process (GO): regulation of translation; cellular response to amino acid starvation
Cellular component (GO): cytosol
Molecular function (GO): protein kinase regulator activity; protein binding
Source: RefSeq, a predicted model, not a curated record